Rhododendron vialii is the source of this 1770-nucleotide messenger RNA. Its product is annotated as F-box protein At3g07870-like. The record is from RefSeq and is a predicted model, not a curated record. Bases 97 to 1383 code for a protein of 428 amino acids. Lineage: Eukaryota; Viridiplantae; Streptophyta; Magnoliopsida; Ericales; Ericaceae. The transcript has 2 exons. Gene Ontology annotation, molecular function: protein binding.
GUUGGAGAUGCUCUUAGUGGUUACCAUCUUUUCCCGUUCUGUUUUCAGCAUUUUCACUUUUUUUCCUCUUCAAAUUCAAAUCUAGGGUUUUGGGUCAUGGUAGACGAAGAAGACAGCAUGAGAGGAUCAAAGAGGAACGAAACUCAGAACACCGUCGCCCUCCCGAAGAAGAAGACGAGAAGAUCAAAUAAGAAUGCCGCCGCUCCCGUGUCGGAACUCCCAAAUCACAUAUUGUCCGACAUUCUAUCUCGGCUCCCUCUCAAAUCCAUCUUCAGAUGCAAGCGAGUAUGCAAGGCCUGGCGAAAUGUCAUUCUGGAACCCUACUUCGCCGAAUUGCAUCUCUCAAGGUCUCCUCUCAGCCUCAUCUUCUACCGCAACGGUAAUAGUAACAACAAUAAUGAUGAUAACUACUCCUCCUCCUCCUCCUCCUCUCACUUUGAAAUAUUCCAACUCCAUGAUCCCCCUAUUUCAGGUUACCGCAUCGCCCGAAUGAAAUUCGGUACUGAAAUCUACUUCCCUCAUAUGGAUAUUCAAGUAGUAGCUUCAUGUAAUGGGUUAGUUUUGUUGUCGAAUCACCCAUCUAAAGACCUUGUUAUUGUGUGUAACCCACUUAGGGCACAACGUUUUAUUCUUCCUAAACCUCAGAGGUUGGCAGUGCCAUACUCUAUUAUUGGAUUUGGGUUUGGGCAUAAUCCAGCGACUGGUCAAUACAAGGUGUUACGAUAUAUUUGUACUUACACACCGCCUAUAUCAUUGGAAUUUGACAUUUAUACCCUUGGGAUUGACGACGAAUGGAGGAGCCUUCAAUACACUGCAAAGCCACCCACCAUUUAUGGUACAACAUUAGUUUUUCUUAACGGGGCUCUUCACUGGAUAGACAAUGAGAAAGCACGGACCAUUUUUUAUUUCGAUAUCGAGAAAGAGCAGUUUGGAAGCUUCCCCUUGCCUUCUCACAUUGGAGACCAUUAUACAGAUCUUGCGGUUGUAGAUAAUCAGUUGUACAUUCACAGCAGGUAUUCGUAUGGUGGGUUGCAAGUUUGGGCAAUGAAAGAUUACGGGGACUUUGGGUCCUGGACUUUGGAAUUGGACAUUGAAGCAUCAAUUACUCGCGGGAUUGACCCAAUUCGCAAGCCACUGAAAAUGUUGAGAGAUGGAAGUCUGUUGAUGAUUUGCAGCAGUUUUUGUCCACGAAAACAGGUCAUCAAGAUUACUCUAGCACCAAAUGUUCAAAUAGAAAAGAUUACUCUAGUAUCUUACAAUCCACAAACAAGAGUGCUGACAAAGUUUAAGCAUCGUGGUAUUUUACUCUGGGGCGCUUCAGUUGCUGAUGUACCAUGCUUAUUCUCUCCAAUGGGCUUUGAAAUGGCAAUAUUAAAAUCUUGAAGAUGAGUUUGGAACAGAAGCUAGUUGAGGAAGUCGUCUCAUUUGCUAUUUAGCAAGGAAGAAUUUGAGUUGCAAGAUAGACUUGUUGCGUUAUUGUGCUAGAAAGAACAUCAGUACAACAAGGGCCGGUAAAGAGAUGCCAACUCCAAUGCGCUGCCCCUGUAGUCUUGCUUAUGCUGUGUGGAUUUGGCAUCUUUUCUUAUCCAUCUAUACUUAGAUUUAAGUCAAGUAAAGAAAUAAUCUUGAUUCUACAACUGUAUUCUGAUACAAGAAUAGAUGAGAUUGUCAUCAUGAUUCAUGUUUGCUGACAGGCAGUUGUAGAAAGUGAAAGUAUUGUAGUACUAAUUUCUUGAAUGGGGGUAUGUUACCAUCUGGCUUAUAAUUUAC